CCUCAUCCUGAACUUCACUCGUUCUCCUCCUCCAUACUUGGUCCCGGUGCCUCCUGCCUCCCAGUGUGUUUCCUUUCAUGGUCCUCCGAGUCUCUGCAGAUCCCCAAUAAGGAGUGAACAGCUGAAGUGAGGAGGAGUAUAAAUAAGACCCUCACUCAUCCACUCAUCCACUCAGUCUGUGGGGAAAAGAGCAGCGACUGGACCAGAUCUACCUGAAACCCAGCAGACACCAUGUGUGACGAUGAAGAAACCACUGCUCUGGUGUGUGAUAACGGCUCAGGCCUGGUGAAAGCCGGGUUUGCGGGAGACGAUGCUCCUCGAGCCGUGUUUCCGUCCAUCGUGGGCCGACCGCGUCAUCAGGGUGUGAUGGUGGGGAUGGGGCAGAAGGACUCAUAUGUAGGUGAUGAAGCUCAGAGUAAACGAGGUAUCCUGACCCUGAAGUACCCCAUCGAGCACGGCAUCAUCACAAACUGGGACGACAUGGAGAAGAUCUGGCACCACACCUUCUACAAUGAGCUGAGGGUGGCUCCUGAGGAACAUCCGACUCUGCUCACUGAGGCUCCACUCAACCCUAAAGCUAACCGUGAGAAGAUGACUCAGAUCAUGUUCGAGACGUUUAACGUUCCUGCGAUGUACGUGGCCAUCCAGGCCGUGCUCUCACUUUACGCCUCGGGCAGAACCACAGGUAUCGUGCUGGACUCUGGAGACGGUGUGACACAUAACGUUCCCAUUUAUGAAGGUUAUGCUCUUCCCCACGCCAUCAUGCGUCUGGACCUGGCCGGUCGAGAUCUCACCGAUUACCUGAUGAAGAUCCUGACGGAGCGAGGCUACUCCUUUGUCACCACCGCUGAGCGUGAGAUCGUGAGGGACAUUAAAGAGAAGCUCUGCUACGUUGCUCUGGACUUUGAGAACGAGAUGGCCACCGCCGCUUCCUCCUCAUCCCUGGAGAAGUCAUACGAGUUACCUGAUGGUCAGGUGAUCACCAUCGGGAACGAGAGGUUCCGCUGCCCCGAGACGCUCUUCCAGCCUUCAUUCAUCGGUAUGGAGUCUGCUGGAAUUCAUGAGACGACCUACAACAGCAUCAUGAAGUGUGACAUCGAUAUCCGUAAAGACCUUUACGCUAACAACGUCCUCUCUGGUGGAACAACAAUGUACCCUGGUAUUGCUGAUCGAAUGCAGAAGGAAAUCACUGCUCUGGCUCCCAGCACCAUGAAGAUCAAGAUCAUUGCUCCUCCUGAGCGUAAAUAUUCAGUGUGGAUUGGAGGAUCGAUCUUGGCCUCGCUCUCCACCUUCCAGCAGAUGUGGAUCAGUAAACAGGAAUAUGAUGAAGCUGGACCUUCUAUUGUGCACAGGAAGUGCUUCUAAAUUCCUGUAAUGUGCUUCUCCAGCAUCUCCUCCUGCAUCUCCUCCAUGACCAGCGAAUUCCAUUAGAGGAAGUACCGAGUGAAGGUUUUGUGGUUUGAUGAAUAUUCUGUUUGAAAUAAUGAAUGCAGCAGCUUCUGAUCUCCAACCCAAAAUGGAUCAAAACGUUUCUCAUCAUAUAAUUCUGCUCAAAUCAUUUUCACGGAAUGUUUCUGUACAGUUUGUUUACACCAAAGUGUGAUUUGUUUUUGUCCAUUAAUGUCUCCGGAUAUUUAUUGCUUUAUAAAUAAUAAUAAAACAAAGUUACCAGGA
Molecule: messenger RNA, 1674 nt
Organism: Silurus meridionalis
Lineage: Eukaryota; Metazoa; Chordata; Actinopteri; Siluriformes; Siluridae
Gene: actc2
Product: actin, alpha, cardiac muscle 2
Exons: 8
Coding region: 232-1365 (377 amino acids)
Biological process (GO): heart contraction; actin-myosin filament sliding; actin filament organization
Cellular component (GO): sarcomere; actin filament
Molecular function (GO): myosin binding
Source: RefSeq, a predicted model, not a curated record